AUGGUGGGGUGGGAACGCCUCAUAGGAAUGAUGAAAAGAAUAUUAAGAAAAGUUCUUGGGAGAGCCUGCCUUAGUUAUGAGGAAAUGUGUACCGUUUUGUGUAACUGUGAAGCUAUCCUAAAUGAUAGACCUUUAACAGUUGUAUCGGCUGAUUCAAGUCUCACUUCCAUAACACCUGGAAAUUUUUUACGAGAAAUACAAAACUAUUCAGUGCCAAUUGUAAAACAUGACUUCAAUUCUAGCUUUUAUAAACGUUAUAUCCAAAAUGUUAACCAGGUUUUCAAGAAAAGAUUUCGCCAGGAAUAUCUGGGAACUUUGAAAACAAGCAAAAAAUUCGCUAGAAGUUGUAAAUUAAAAGAAGGAGACAUUGUCUUAAUUGGAAGCGAUGACAAAAGGAGAUUAAAUUGGCCUCUUGGUAAAAUCAUAGAAUUAUUUGCAGAUACCGACGGCGAAAGCCGACGAGCCAGAAUUAAAGUGCAAAAUGGAGAAGAAGUCAUAAGAGCUGUACAAAAUCUUUAUCCUUUGGAAUUAUCGACUGCCGAGGAACUUCCAUCGAAAUUCAGCGGAAGUCAACGAUGCGAAAAUAUUUCGGUAGAGCAAACUCCAAUUGAUGAUGUACCUGUAGAAACAAAUAGAAUAAUCCAUACCCAUUUAAAAUCGCCCACGAUAACCAAAUCAGGAAGGACAAUUAGAGUUCCUCAUCGAUUGGACUUGUGA
Molecule: messenger RNA, 717 nt
Organism: Stegodyphus dumicola
Lineage: Eukaryota; Metazoa; Arthropoda; Arachnida; Araneae; Eresidae
Source: RefSeq, a predicted model, not a curated record